GUAAAAUCACUUUUGGUACGGUUAUUUUGUGAUGGGGGAAUUCAGGUAGAAAACAUGCCAUGGCAAAGAACGUGACAGCUCCGUGCCAUCAUAUACCGAUGUCCUGUUGAUUGAGGUUAGGUCGACGUUUUUCUCGUUGAAGCUAACAGUGUUUGAGGAGGGCAAUAAGCGCCAACAGUUGAUCAAACUCCACAUACUCUACCUCUGUCGUGUGAAAAUGUGUUCUUGUGUCAAGUAAGAAUGGGAUAUAAAACAGGAUAAGAAGAUAGUAGUAGCUGGCAUCCUUUGGGCGGCCCCUGAUCCUUGAACAUCACCGACGUGAACUAUCGGCUACGUACAGAAUUACGAAGCAGAAUGGAGGAGCAUGUUGUUGGAGAGCGCAGAAAGCAGCUGUAUCAGUCUUUCGGACAUCCCUUUCUCUCCUCUCCCAUUCUCUUCAUUCCGUCGCUUUGCCUUCACGUCCUCGUAGCCCUGAAAGUGUUGCAUGUGCCAGAGUUUCACCUAGCUGCCCGCUCUUCGUAGCUUCGUAUGUCCAUUUGCACUAUUUACCAUCGUCGCCUUGACGUUGUUGACGUGUCCGUCUCGUCAUCGGGGCAUGCAUUGCGUGGCGGUUUUAUUUUCAGACAGCUACUCAUCGGAAGCCCUUCUUGUGUAAUCGAUGUCCAGGAUGUUCUCUCCUCGUUCCGUAGGCUGUAUUUCCGUUACUGUUGCAUGUAAUUUUGAGACGAUGUAGUUAUUCGUUUUGAACAAUGCAUUUGUGCUCUACAAGUACAGCGUGGAAGCAUGUUGAUGGUUAUGGUUGACGUGCGUACCUAGCCUCCUUCGCUGUUUAUAUUACUGCAGGCUUUGCUUCAACCCCGUGGAGUUGUUUCAACGUAGAAGACACUCCGUCUAUUGCCGGAGUUCUUUCGCAUAGACCACUAGGUUUGAUGAGGGUUCCUUCCCUGCCUACGGUGAGCGCUUCGCUUGCAAUCCCCCUGGUAAACAGCAGAGUCCAGAAACAGUGGUUUGUAGCUUCAUAUUUUAACUCUUUGGCUGCUGUGCUACAUUCAAGUUUCAGAGAACGUUCGCGGUGAAGGACUCAGUACAACACCCAAUGACUAGCGCUGGAGGCGUAGGCCUAAGUUCGAACCUGAAGGCUUAUCUCAAUUCAGUCUAUUCUGAGGGGUUGAAUUAAUUCAGAAGCUUGGUUAGUUAAUUAUCACUAUUACUACAGCUUCUGUGCAUGGGUACGGAUGUGGCACUAUGCUACAAUAUGAGUUUCUUAUUGCAACAAUCUCACUGCAACAAUCCUGUUUUCCCAAAAAUAGGUGGUCCUGGAUUCACGUGUUCUGUUUGCUAUCCUUGACGUCUCUGCUUUCUUCACAUCAAUGGCAAGAUUUUGUAUCGCAAUCAUGGAGAUCGCAUACGAUUAUCUGUUACGUUUUGUUGCAUCUGAAAGAGAGAUCACAACGCUAUUGUUGAUUCCUUUGACAUAUGGGGAAGUCUGGCGUACUGAACAAUUUAUAUUGCAAAGGGGUCUCUACUCCCUACGCUUGGAGGGACAUUGCUUGCUUCGGGAGCAGUAUUUCAUGAACCGCAGUGAGGGCUUUCCAUACGCAUCCUCUAUUCACCGUGCAUAGAACUACGAAGCACUGCCACAGGCAAAGUUGGACAACCUUGUGCAUUGCUUUAAGGAGAGUUAACCAUGUCGAGAACAUUGAAGGAAUCCAAGGGAAGAUGCGACAAUGAUGUCUUGAAGCCUACCUGCCUCAUGCAAAGCGACGAUGCAGAAAACAGAUCGGCCAAGAGUCGAGGGACUCCGAAAUGCCUGGGGGCAUUCAAAUGCAAACCGGCUCUGGAUGGUGGUAGCCAGGGGAACAAGGAAAAUAAAUUGGAUGAGCGGAGGGUUUUGUUGGCAAUAACUGUGGAAAUCGAGGAUGGAUGUGUGGAGCACAUUGAAAUGAAAGAGGGCGACUCUGCUGAAGCAGUAGCCAUAAAAUUUUGUCAGGACCAUAAUCUUCCAGAUCAAUUUGUAGCUCUGCUCACAGAGCACAUCGUUAGUAACAUAAUUAGUAUCAGCAAAGAGGACAAAGACAUCGUAUUUUGUUCUAACGAUGAGUGUGCUUCAUAUGACGAGACUUGGCCACGCAAGGACGUUCCCACAUCCCAAGGGCGUCACGACUCUCGGUGCGAGCAACAAUCCUCUGGGUCAUGUGAUUGCAAUAACCGUGCUGCCAAAAGCCGGUUUGCUGCUUCGGAGAAAGAAAACAAUUACUUUCAGAAAGGUCGGAAGUCUCCUACCUUAGCAAAGCCAAAGUCAAAUGUAUUACAGAAAAAAGUUUCAGACAGUCUUAUCGCUCCUACUGUGACCAGCUUAGCCAAAUCUGGAAACCUGGCACCGGAGAAAGAGAAGUCGAAGCCCUAUGCUCCAAAGCCGAGCCCAGAACAGGCAAAGGCUGUGUACAUGCGUCUUUACACUGAGUUUACAAGACACAAGAAAAAACAAGAGGAAGACAAAAAGCGCAGCUAUGAAAGAUAUCAGGAGAAGAUCGACAAGAAUAAAAUUAACGUUUCAAAGAAAUCCUGGAGGAUAAUGCUAAUGCGCGGAAAAACCGCAAAACAAUACAGGAAUUAUGGAGAACUCUUGUAUACUGAAGGUCUAACCAAAAGAGAAAAUCAACAAAAGCUCGUAGAAAAAAAGAAAAAGGAGGAUGAAGCUAAAGAAUUAUCUGAAUUGACUGGAAUACCUGAAAUCAGCAAACGAGCUAAAAAUUUACAGAGGGAGCAUGGUAAGGUUUGGAAGAGGCUCAAUCAAAUCGAAGAAAAACCAAAGCAAGAUCAAUUGCAGGAACUUCGAAAUGAGGUAUGGGAUGCUCAAUUUAUGGAAUGCACUUUCAAGCCUCAGAUUAACCACCGAAUAGACAAUUCUUUUGAACGAAAUGAUGGAUGUAAUCGGUUUGAACAACUUUUUCUGGAUGCGGAGAGUCGCAGACGACGGCAGGCGGAGUACAUGCAGUGGUUUCCUGAAGGAGUGACAUUCCGACCAGCUAUAAAUAGGGGUCAAGUGGAGGGGAUGGAUACGCCUGGGGAAAUCUGUAGUGUGCAGCAGGAGGGAACUGUCUUUGAAAGGCUAUUGCAGUAUGCAUCGAAGUUAACAAAGAAGAAGCAGAUGCAAGAGCACUUAGUUCACAGACCCGUUGAUCCUGCCACUGGAAGAAGGUUCUUCAAACCGCUCACAGGACGGAAACCUCAAACCGACAGGAACCCGAUACGUCUUCCAAUCGGUGAAUAUUUGUAUAAACUGAAGUUCGCCUUUGACAAUAAAAAGGAGGUCCUUGCUGCGAAGGAUAACAAGAUCAAAAAGGAACAAGCAAGUUGUCAGUAUGUUGGAGCCACUUCUCAGAGGCUACUGGGGCGUCUUGAAGAGAAAGGUUUCAAAAAAGUAUUUGAAUGCUUGGACGAGGACAAGGACGGAAAGGUUGUUCUUGCGACUGCAAAUUAUGAUCAAUUGAGUGCUGACGUGGUUCAAGACAUCAUGGAGGUGAUAAAAGACCAGGAAUGUGCUGAAAAGCCCUUCACUUGCAGUCAAUUUGUGCAGUUGAUGCUUGGUGCUGAGAAAAAAUGUCACAGAGCCACAAUACAUUCGGUUCUUAAGCAUAAACCUCAUUUCGAUAACAGCAACUCUAAUUAUCAAUUCAAGAUGGAUCGACUGUCUCGCAAUCUUGCUGGUCGAAGGAGAAAAUUCACCACAAGUCGACAGUGGUACAAGAUAAUUUGCACAGACAAAGAACGUAAGCAACGGAGAGUAGAAGAACUUCGGAAGGAGAAGCAGGACCAAGAAAUGGCCGAGUGCACAUUCAGGCCUCAGACGAUUACAAGGAGUUCCAAGAAGGGGAGUCAUUUAAAAGUGGGAACUACGAGUUUUUCUGAGAACUCGUCAGCAGUAGAAAAAGCGCAACAGGAAGUCCAUGGAUUCUAUUUUCAAGAUGAGCGGGGCCCUGAGUGGCUUGGAUUGCCGGCAGAUGGUCCAGCCUGCAAUGCUUUGUCACGUUCAGCUGAUCGUCACUGCAGCAGAGAAGUAAGCAGGGAGAAUGUGACAGUGCAAGUUACAUGCUCGGACGAGCGAUCGGAACCGAUGGGGAUUCUGGAUUCACUGAAAGUCAUGGUCUCGGAGUCGCUGGCCAACCAAAGAACAGGAAGGGGAUGUGCUCAGAAACUCGCCGAUCGUCACAACAAUAAAGGAAGAAUAUCGGGAAGGGUGUUCGCAGAGCACGCAACCGAGGCAUCACACCAAGCAGAACCUCUAUUGUCCUCAUGAUCUGCCAGGAAGAACGGGCCCUUCACUGGGCCUGUGUUUUUGGCAUUUAGCGUCUUGAUUUUGUUAACAAGUCCUAAACUCCCUUGUACUAAAUUAUCUAUCAGUCUCGCUGCCGUCUAGGAUUGAAAUGGUCCCAUGAUUCUAUGAUUAUAAUUGAGCUUAGGUCUUCUCUAGCUCAACUGGCAAAGCAGCAAAACCUAGGCUUUAAAAGGUCAGAUGAUCAUCCCUUGGGUCAAUUCUGGUGAAAAAUUUGGCUUCUUUUCUCUUAAAAUUGCAUCGAUCUAGUUACUAAGAAUCAUGAUGGAUGGUGAAGUUCCUCUUUUCUCGGUCACGUAAGAUCCCAUCAGCUUACAACAGUAGAUGUGAUUCGUUAUCUAGACGGCGUUUUCGGCCUUCACCCAAGCUUUUGUAUCUUCUCACUGCUAGAUGUACCUGCUCAUGUAUCAGUAACACUACUUCAGUCUCACAAUGAAGUUUUAACAGCCUUGUGACAUACUCUUUUUGUGUUUAGGAUUUUGUGAGCAGAUUUUGCUGAGGCAAUGACCAGGUGUACAUGGCAGCCGACAACAGCAGUACCAGGCUGGUUAACUGAAACCGAGAGCAUGUAACAGUCUUUCUUGGCAGUAGAAGCAAGCUGGAAAGGCUGUAAAAUGGGGAUGCAUUCUUCGCUGGUGGCGGAUACAGGCUAGUAUGUGGAUGGAAGUGGAGAUGGCGCACCAAAAUAUCCAAUUCUGUUGUUUGCGCCAUGCCCACAAGAGAAGCCAGCUUUAGUCGAGGAAAUGCGCCUGACCUUGGAGCACAGCAAGGGCUCCGAUGAAUUCAGAGCUGCAUUGUACCGGCCUAGGAUCACAGUUGCAGGGUGAUUCUUCAUGCAGCAUUUGAACCAUGCUCGUCAGAAAAAGGAUGACAUUGUACACCCCAUGUUGAGGACCAUACCCUCCACUUCGUCUUUUAAUAUUCAUAAGAUCGAAAGGCUUUCGUGCCAGAACUCUACCUCUUCACAGGCCGCUUGUCCAAGGUUUUCCCCAUAGUGCACAACAUGCACCCACAGUCUCCUUGUUGGAUUCUGUUGCAACUCUGCCAUGAAAGUCGACGGCAUGCACACUGGCUCCAGGCAUAGCGAGAGAAUGCACUCUGUGCAAGUCAUGAACGUUGCAAGUUAAUCCAGUCCGUGACAAAUCAUAGCUAUGGUUUGUUCUACAACGUUGAGAAGAGACGCCCAGUCACAACGAGUGUCAACAAAAUCAGGGUGGCUGCAAAACUUGACAGGAAGUGUCAACAUGCUCUAACAAACCAUUGCUCGCCUACAACAUAACAAACCACCUCACAUCUGUUUCAUCUCCCUCUA
Messenger RNA from Physcomitrium patens, 5648 nucleotides. The record is from RefSeq and is a predicted model, not a curated record. NCBI's taxonomy places the organism in Eukaryota, Viridiplantae, Streptophyta, Bryopsida, Funariales, Funariaceae.